Messenger RNA from Arctia plantaginis, 690 nucleotides. The record is from the annotation of a GenBank genome assembly. Lineage: Eukaryota; Metazoa; Arthropoda; Insecta; Lepidoptera; Erebidae.
AUGAUACCCAUGAAACAAUAUAAUUGUGAUAUUUUUGUUAUUAUUUAUUUUUUGUAUAGGCAACAUUUCCUUGCCCAAUCUGCCUUUUCCGGCUCUAGUGUCAAAGAAAGCUUGACCAUGAAGCAAAUAGUUGCGAACCAGAAAGUGAAGAUCCCUGAGGGUCUUACUGUACACGUUAAGUCGCGGUUGGUGACAGUGAAAGGACCGCGCGGAGUUUUGAAAAGGAACUUCAAGCACUUGGCUGUUGACAUUCGCAUGAUGAACCCUCGCUUACUUAAAGUAGAGAAAUGGUUUGGAUCAAAGAAAGAACUUGCAGCAGUCAGGACUGUUUGCUCACACGUUGAAAACAUGAUCAAAGGUGUCACCAAGGGAUUCCAGUACAAGAUGCGUGCAGUAUAUGCUCACUUCCCCAUUAACUGUGUCACCACUGAAGGCAAUACCAUUAUUGAAAUCCGUAACUUCCUUGGUGAGAAAUACAUUAGAAGAGUUAAGAUGGCACCUGGUGUGACUGUUGUAAACUCUCCCAAACAGAAGGAUGAAUUGAUCAUAGAAGGCAACUCACUGGAAGAUGUUUCCAGCUCCGCCGCCCUGAUCCAGCAGUCCACCACAGUAAAAAAUAAGGAUAUCAGAAAGUUCUUAGACGGUCUUUAUGUGUCCGAAAAGACAACUGUUGUACUGGAUGAGAUAUAA